AUGACAGAUGAUCCUUGUCUUCCGAAAAUUGUCUCAUUUUUACGAGUUGGUAAACGUCGUUUAGAAAUCUUUCAAAAAGCUUGCAUUAAAUUUGGUCUUACUAUUGUUGAUCAUAAUACUCAAAAUUCUUUUAUCUUAGUUGAUGAUGAACUUGAUUUUAUUUCAGCAAAUAAAGCAUUAAAAAGUUCAUCAUUAGUAUCAUCACCAAUAUUUAUUCGAACACAAUGGUUAAGUGAUUCAAUCAAACAAAAUAAACUUUUAUCACAUCAAUCUUAUAUACUUCAUGCUACUAUUCCUAAUCCAACAUCAUCAAUACCAGAAACAUCUAAUUCUACAAAUAAAAACGAAAUACUAACAGAACGACCUUCGAUAAAACGAGAACGUUCAAUAUCAUCAUCAGCAUCUGAUACUGAAGAUGAAGCAAAUGCAAAAAAACAUAAUAUCGAUAUUCAACCGAUUCAACCAGGUGAAUUACCACGAACGACUGGUAUAUGGUUAUGUUCUGAAGCUUCAUCAUCAACUCCUGUUGUUGGUAAUCCAAACGAAAAAAUAAUUGAAAAAUUACGAGAAAUGUCGAAAUUAUAUCUAAUAACUAAUGAUAAAGGUCGUAGCAUUGCAUAUCAAAAAGCUAUAGAAGCACUUAAACGUUGUACACAUCCAAUUCGUUCUUAUGAAGAAAUCAAAGCAUUACCAUAUGUAAAACAAUCUUUAGCUGAUAAAAUUUGGGAAAUAAUUCGUACAAAUGGUCUUGUAAAAUUAUCUGCAUUUCAAUCACGUGAUGAUGUUGCGACAUUGGCUUUAUUUGCUGGUGUAUGGGGUGCUGGUACUGAAACAACGAAACAAUGGUUUGCACAAGGUUUUCGUACACUUGAUGAUUUACGUAAACGAGCUCGUCUUACACGUACGCAACAAAUCGGUUUACAAUAUUAUAAUGAUUUCAAUACACGUAUUCCACGUGAUGAAGUUACUCGUAUUGAAACAAUUGUUAAACAAACAGCUGAUGAAGUUGUACCUGGUCUAAUGAUUGAAACAUGUGGAAGUUAUCGUCGAUUGAAACCUUCAUGUGGUGACAUUGAUAUGUUGAUUACAUUUAAAGAUGGAAAACGACAUUUACAUGAAAGUGUACUAGCACCAUUAAUUGAUAAAUUAAAAGACACUGGAUUUCUUACUGAUGAUUUGAUUAAUCAUUCUGAAACAUCAUCGUCAACAGGUCAUGUUUCAGAACAAAUGACUUAUUUUGGUGUAUGUCGUUUACCAGAACCAGGAUCACUUUACCGUCGUAUUGAUCUAAUAUUUAUACCAGCAAAUGAAUGGGCUUGUUCAUUACUUUAUUUUACCGGUUCAGCUAUGUUUAAUCGAUCUAUGCGUCGUUUAGCUCGUCGUUUAAAUAUGUCACUUUCUCAACAUGGACUUUUUCAUGGUGUUGGUGUUGAAAAAAUUAACACAGGUCAAGCAUUGAAUACACCGACUGAAGAGUCGAUCUUUCAAUAUCUUAAUUUACCAUAUCGACCGCCAGAAGAUCGAGAUCAUUGA
Messenger RNA from Rotaria sp. Silwood1, 1533 nucleotides. The record is from the annotation of a GenBank genome assembly. Lineage: Eukaryota; Metazoa; Rotifera; Eurotatoria; Philodinida; Philodinidae.